This is a messenger RNA of Ostreobium quekettii, 151 nucleotides long. The record is from the annotation of a GenBank genome assembly. Lineage: Eukaryota; Viridiplantae; Chlorophyta; Ulvophyceae; Bryopsidales; Ostreobiaceae.
AGCAACUGCCAACUGAUGCCGACUACGACUAUGACUGUUUCAUAGAAGUUGGCCGUGACGUCAUCAAGGGUCGAACCACCAAAGAAGCGCAGAACAUUAUCUUGUCAGUGGUUGGUGGCCUCUUUCCUCCAGGAGCUACUGCCAGAUUCAG